AUGAGCGCUGACAAAGUAAUCGUGUAUUCUUUCCCUCGUGCAUCAGCUAUCCCCAGCCAAUCUCCAUUUGUCCUCAAGUUGGAGACAUUUUUGAGGAUGGCUGAUAUCCAAUAUCAAUGCGAUCAUCGAAGUAAAUUUUCAAAAAAGGGCAAGAUUCCUUGGAUUCAUUGUCAAGGAGACGCCGUGGCUGAUUCAUCAUUUUGUGUAGAAUAUUUGCAGAAAAAAUUCAAUCGAUUUCUUGAUGCAGAUUUAAGCGAGGAAGAGAAGGGUAUUUCACGAGCAUUCAUGAAAAUGAUGGAAGAGAACACAAUCUGGGCUACGAUCGUUCAAGGGCGAAUAGUGGAAAAUUUUCCGUGGUUUUUGCAAGCAAUUCAUGUUCCUAAAGCUUUACACUUCCUCCUAAAGUUAACCCUACGGCGAAAAAUUACAGGCUAUAUGUGGUCUCACGGCAUUGGUAGGCACUCCAAUGAGGAAAUCCAUAGCAUUGGCGAGACCGAUCUACAUGCCUGUUCACAACUUCUUGGCAAAAAGCCAUAUUUUAUGGGCGAUCAGGCAACAGUAAUCGAUGCUACCAUGUUUGGCUUUCUUGCACAGUUGCUAUACGAUAUGCCUGAUCAUCACUGGACCACUGAGUUGCUUGUCAACAAGUACCCCAAUUUGAGCCAAUUCUGCGAUCGGAUGAAAAAUAAAUAUUGGCCCGACUGGGACGAACUGUUAGUCAAAGGGAAAGGCGGCAGUUCCAAGUCCGAUGGUAAUGAAAACAAUUUAUAA
Messenger RNA from Trichoplax adhaerens, 771 nucleotides. RefSeq lists its product as uncharacterized. Gene Ontology annotation, cellular component: cytoplasm. The transcript is spliced from 2 exons. The record is from RefSeq and is a predicted model, not a curated record. Lineage: Eukaryota; Metazoa; Placozoa; Uniplacotomia; Trichoplacea; Trichoplacidae. Bases 1 to 771 code for a protein of 256 amino acids.